AUGGGCCGAACACUUCGAAGAACAGUUCAGCUGGCCUCAUACAACACAACCAGUGGAGGCGCCCCGUUUGGUUCCGCUGGAGCCGACUCUCAACGUAUACCCCCGUGGUACGUUGCAUAUUUGUCUUACCUUCCUUUACAGCGCCACUCUUAUCCUAGUGUAUUUCUCUCACGUCAGCCAGAUACAGAUUCGUCGCCUAUUUUGAACAACGCCUUAAUCGAUACUCAGACACUAGUUUCUGAUGUCAAGCAAGCUCUGGUACCUGUCCCUGCGUCCUUUUGCGACUUAGUCCGUUACCAGUUUGAUGCUGGUGGGAAAUUGCUCAGACCGUUGCUUGUGACAUUGGUGGCUGCUUGCGCCAACAUUCAUGCAAACUCACCGGGGGAGAUCAGUUUUGAAGAUGAUCCCCUUUUUGGUUUGUAUCGAAAUCGCAAACUGGGCCACACUGUCUCUCCCAGCCAGCAUCGAAUCGCAAUGAUCACUGAAAUGAUCCAUACUGCGAGCCUUAUCCAUGAUGACUUGUUGGAUUCUGCCAAUCUUCGUCGUGGUAAGAAGACAGUUUACAAAAGAUUCGGACACAAGGAGGCUAUCCUGGGCGGAGACUUCGUUCUGACACAUUCUUCUCGUUUGCUGGCGGAAAUCGGCGACACAGAAAUUAUUGUUGUCUUGUCUCAGGUUAUCGCUGACCUUAUCCACGGAGAAUUGCUCCAACUGACGACCGAGGCAGAUGAUACUCGACGAUUUCAGGCAUAUCUCGAUAAAACCUAUAGGAAGACGGCAAGCCUAAUGGCCAAUAGCUGUAAAGCGGCUGUUAUGCUCACUCGACCGAAGCUAUCACCGGAGCUGGUCGAUUGCGUCUACGAAUUUGGGCGUCAUUUCGGGAUGGCUUUUCAACUGAUUGAUGAUGUUUUGGACUUUGUAGCAGACGAAAAGAAUCUGGGCAAGCCCGGUGGCGGUGCGGACCUCCAAACCGGUGUCGCAACGGGUCCAGUUCUGUUUGCUGCCCAAAGUUUCCCGGAAUUAGAUGAGAUUUUGUUGCGUCAGUUUGGUCUGGAAGGUGACAAGGAACGGGCCUUGGAACUCGUGGAAAAAUCGGAUGGAAUCGGACAAACACGCAUGUUGGCCGAAUUCCAUUUUCAAGCUGCCCAACGAUGUUUGACACGCUUCCGGGAUAGCCCCUCGCGGAAGGCUUUGUUGCAUGUAGCCGCCAAAUGUUUACAACGCACCAACUAGAUCCAGUCUCAGCGAUAGAAUCAACACUGGUCUUUCCUAUCUUUCGACAUAUUUUGCGUAUUCGACUGAUCGGCAUGGCCUCAAUUCCCUUAGUAGACCUUUUUUGUACUGCAGAGUACAUUGGCAAUAAGCACCUCUCUUUUCUGCCCCGUCUUGACCACCCUGACCUUACAGAUGAAUCUCCUCCUUUAUCGCCCAUCCCAUUCUCUGACAAAAAAGCAAGCACAAAUCUAGUGAUAAUAAAGUCUGUUCC
This is a messenger RNA of Opisthorchis viverrini, 1486 nucleotides long. RefSeq lists its product as hypothetical. Gene Ontology annotation, molecular function: prenyltransferase activity. Gene Ontology annotation, biological process: ubiquinone biosynthetic process; isoprenoid biosynthetic process. Bases 1 to 1233 code for a protein of 410 amino acids. The transcript is spliced from 8 exons. The record is from RefSeq and is a predicted model, not a curated record. NCBI's taxonomy places the organism in Eukaryota, Metazoa, Platyhelminthes, Trematoda, Opisthorchiida, Opisthorchiidae. Gene Ontology annotation, cellular component: transferase complex; mitochondrion.